AUGUCAAAAGAAAUUGACAUUUCUAUACGAUAUUUGGAUAAUGUUCUUUCGUCAAAUAAUGCAAAUCUCAUUUUGAGUGAGUUUUAGAAAAAAAAACAUUAUUCACCAAGAUUCCCUGAAAAUGUAUUUGUUUUCAGAUAGUACUGCUGCUUUAUUGGAAUCGAUCUCAAAACACUGUGACACAACAAAUUAUGAGUUGAAGGUCAGUUUUCUUCCAACAAAAUUGAACUUCUUUUUUUGAUAUUCUGUAUCUCUGUGAUAAAAAAAACCCCAAAAAGCUCACCAAACCUUCAAAAAACCAAAAAAUAAAUAGAAAAAUGACUUGAAAAACAUGUUGUAUUGAUUUUAGAGCCAUUUAGUUUAGAGCGAAUAUGCAGCUAGUUUUUUUCCUCCCCGAUAAAAAAGUGUGUUUGGCUUGGAAAAUGUGUUUUUUUCCAAAUUUUCUGGAGUUUUUACUGGAACCUGUACAUUUGUUUUGAGAAAUGGAACUCAAACAUCUCUUACUUUUUUAUUUCAAUUCAAUUUUCAGUUUGAAGCAUUUUGAAAUGUAGAAAAACUGUGCUGAAGUUCUAUGAAAAGUCAGAAUAGAGCACAUUUGCAUGUCCUUUUUUUCAUCUGAAAAAAAAACGUAUGAAAAGCAGCAAUUUGGCUUGGAAAAUGUGUUUUAUCCAAUUUUCUUGAAACUGAAAUUUUCCAGAAAAUUUAAUCUUUUUGAAACACAAACCUAAAAUAAAAAUAAUAACUAUUCUGUAAUAUUUGUACAGUAUUCCCAUGUUUGAAAUGUAGUAAAGUCGUUUUAAAUUUUCACGAACAAUCUCAAAUGAGCAAAGUCCAAACUAGGUUUUUUGCAUCUCCGAAAAGGGGAAAUGGGGCUAACUUUGGCUUGAAAAAUGUAUUUUUCCUAGUUUUCUCUGGAGUGUUCGGGACCACCAAACCAAAUUUUUUCUAAAACUUAAUCCGAUGAGAAUAUCAAAAUGUUUUGCCACUUAUCAUCAAAAAAUUUUCAUUAUGAAAUGUAGAAAAAUCAAGUUUUAAAUCUGACUGAAUUUCAGAUUAGAGCGAACAUUCUGCACUUUUAGUUUCCUUUUUGACGAAAAAAGAGUAUUGUCUUUAAAAAUGUUUUUUUUCACAUAUUUCUCUGAUUUUCAAGUUGAAAUAUGAAUAUUUUUUGAAAAAUUAAAACUUUAAUUCAUUCUCGAAUUGUUUCUUCAAUAAUUUUUGAAAAUUUUAGUUCAUGAAAUAUAAAAAACAGUCAGUUUACUUUCAAAAAUAAAAUCACGUUGGAGCGAACUUGCAAACACUUAUAUUUUUCGCUAUAUCUUGGACAAAUACAUAUUUUUCAGAGAUGCAUAAUUUCGCUUCUUCGCAUAAUUGAUAAAAAAUGUUUUUUCAAUGAAAAUGUGGAUUUGAAUCAAAUCAAAUAUUCUCUCAAAGAGCUUGGAUCUGUAAGUUAUUUUUCUCUUCUCUCUGGGAAAAUUUUCAGCAAUGUUUUUUAGUUAUGCCCCAAGCAUCCGAAAUCAACUCAAUCUUAUGCUACUCCAAAAAUCAUUGAAGUCGAUUCAGAUUCAGAGGCAAAUCCAGAAGAGGAAAAUAUUGAUAACCUUCUCAAUCAGUUGAAUUUGAAGUUUGUUUUUUUUUCAAUUAUUGGUUCUCGAAAUUAUAAGUAUACUUUUUUUUAGAAAAGUUCCAUGUUUUUCACCAUCAUUUCCGGCAAUUGACGACGAAUCCGAUGAUGAAAAUGGUGUGACAACUAAACAAAAAGAAGAGGAAAGAGCAGAGCAACAUGGUCAAAAAGUGUGUGAGGAAGAAGUUGUCAAACUUCCGGAUGGUAGAGAAAUUCGAAUGAAGAAGACAAAAACUGUGAAUGUUAAACAAACAACAAAACAUGUGAGUGAUCUUUUCCCAGAAAAGGAUAGUGAAACAGCAGAGGGCAUGAAAUCUAACAUUAAAUAAAAUAUUUUUCCAGGUCACAAUCUCGACAAAAAGUGCAAACAUGCCAGAAGUCAGCCGUCAAUUCAUGAACACAAAACGUGGAUUCGACGAAGAUGAAGAAUCCGAAGAUACUAAUUUUGGUAGUCCACUACGUACUGAUCCUUUCGAAAGAUUCAAAUUGAUGUUGCAAGACAAAGAGGAAUCAAGUGAUUCAGAUGCUUCAAACCCAGGAUCUUCUUCAAAAACUAAAACUAUCGAGAGGAACAGUGAAGUUUCUCAAAAAGUUUCAGAGAAAAAAGAGCGAGAUGGUAAACUUUUGGCCGAACAUGAAGCAUCGAAAUUAGAUAAAUCAAAUUUAUUUGCCAAACAAAUUGAUACAUUCCAGGUAUAUAUUUCAUGGGACUUUCCUGAAAAAGUUGUGAUUUUUAUAGGGGAACACUUUGAUUGAUCGAAAAGGCGAGGGAAGUUAUGAAGAAAGCACACUAAUCAAAAGUGAUCAACCACAACAAUCGCAAGUUGCGACACCCCCAAGAAUGCAUGUUGUUGAAUAUAUGAUGGUAAACAUUUUCGCAAAUUUUAUUAUUCUGAAAAUUUCCAAGAAAAACAUUAUUUUUUUGUCAAUUUUUAUUGUUCUUCCACGGCAAAAUGAUGUCGAGACAUUUUGAAGACGUGGCAAGAAAUGAGAAAAACCAUGCCAAAUUUUGAGAAUUAGCAGUAUUAAAAAAUAUAAUUUUAGCUAUGAAUGCAAUGAGCAAUCUCUGGAGAAAAGCAAGUUUUUAGAUACGAUUUUGAGAAAGUUCAAAUUAUGAGAUACUGUUUUCUUUAAGUUUAGCUGAUUGAAAAAAUUGUUUUCUUUAAUUAAUAGUUAGAAUUAUUUCAGACUUUUGAAUUUGAUUUAAAAUAUCAAGCUUCUCCUUUUUCCUUCAUAAGUUGUUUUCCAGAUGUUUGGCGAUGACAACAAAAACAAUGAAAAUGAGUAUCUGAAAGGCACAACAAUUUCAUCCUAUGUUCGGCUAAACAGCAAUCUCAGGUAAUUUCCUAUUCAAUUUUUCAUUCCCCUAAUCAAAAAAACCCUAUUUUUCUUUGUUAAAAAAUUCCUUAUCAUUUCAGAACACACGAAGAGCAAUUCCGAAAAAAGAUCCAAUUCGAGUUUAGCACCGCAGGUAAUUUGAUAUAAUCUUUAUCAAAACUUUCUCAAGCUGAUAAGAGAACAAUCGACCAGAAAAAGGUUUUAAAAAGGCGAACAUAGAACAUUAAAACGGUAAAUGCAAAUAAUUGAAUAAAUAAAUAAAUAAAUAAAAUCCGAAAGUAGAAGUUUUGAAGAAGAAUAGAGAGUGAGGCCAAAAAAGUGUCACAUUACCAUUCUUAUUAGUUUUUCCUAUUCUUUUCUAUCCAAAACUAAAUUUUGGUGUUUCCUAGUGUGUAUUUUCCUUCUUCUUUCUCUCUCUAUAUAUUUUUUCAUCCUAUUUUUUUACCUGAUGUGAUGUGAUGUGAGAAAAUUGAAUCCAGUUUUUUUCACUUUUAUUCACUACAUAUUUUUUGCGCACUGAUAUUUAGCUGAUGAUUUUAUUUCUGAAAAUUUUGAAGAUUUUGUAUCUAUUCCUAUUUUUGAUUCUGAUAUGGAUUUCGAAUUUGAGGAUAAUCCAGUUUCCUGGUAUUAUCUGCAAAUCCUUCCAGGUUUAGUUUUUUGUUUUUUUUUUGAGAAUGAGAUUUUUUAUGACGGCAUAAAUUUUCUAUGAUGAAGUAUUUUAAAUUACUGAAGUUUCGAAGUAGGUUUUAUUUUGAGUUUCUAAUUGUAAGAUUUGGAAAAUCAAACAUUAAUAAAAAAAUAGGCUUAAUUGUAGAUUUUUUGAGUAGAAUUUCAAUUCUAAUUCCAUAUAAAAUCCACAAAACUGACAAACCCCUAAAAAUUCAGGAACAUCUUCAACAACAAUCGAUUUGGACAAUUUAUCCGAUCUUCUCAAUCAAACCGAUUUCAAUUGUCUUCGACCACCACAAAAAUGGCUAGAAGAUGUACCUCAUUCAUCAAACAAUCAACAACCAAAAGCAAUAGAUUGGCAAAGAGAAUCAAUAGAUAAACAUAGGAUUCACAAAGAAAAAGAUUUGCUAUUAGAAGAUGAUGCUCGAGAAUAUAUAAUCUUUCGAGAGAAAAAUGGGAAAGCUCUAGAAGUUCGAGGUGGACCAAGAGAUGCUUUGAUUGUUUAUGCUACUCAACCAGGACAUUCAACACUUUUAUAUCAAGAAGCAUUUUUAAUAACUUUCCGAACAUUCAUCAAUGUUCUAGAACUUGUUAACAAGCUCAUCAAAAGGUAACUAAAUUUUAUUUUUAAUUUCUAUAAUAUUUUCAAAUUUUCAGAUUCAUUUACAUGUCAAUGUCUACCGAUGCACAAUCCGAAUCAAAAGCUCGUCAUACAUUUUCAGUAAUCGUUAGGAUAAUUGACGAAGUUACUCAUUAUGAGCUUGAUCGUGAUUUGAUAACAUCCAUCACUUCUUUUGUCUAUCGAUUGAUUCAUGAGGGAAAUUUCACGUUUUCACGAAUUUUGCGAACAAGGUUGUUGGAGAGAUUGAGAGAGCCUUUUGAUGUUGAACAGUUUUUGUCGACAAAUUUAGCGAAACCAAAAAAGUGAGUUUUGCGAUACUUGAUAGAAAUAUUUGGGGAAUCAGCAAAAAUUGAAAGAGUUUUUCUGAACAAAAUUAUUUCUGUGAUAAUGAAAAUGAUAUUUCCAGACCACAAGACCUGUUUGAUUUCAAAUCUGCGGACAUUGCAUGCCAACUCACAUUUAUUGAUUCCCAACUUUAUCAUAAAAUUGAAUCCGCCGAACUUCUAUGGUGGAGUCAGGAACAAAACGAAAAUCGUAGUCGUAAUCUAGUCAAUUUUACCGAGCAAUUUAAUAAGGUAACUGUUCAUCUUUCAAGAAAACAAAACAAUAAUAUUUUUGUAGCUCUCAUUUUGGGUACGUACACAAAUAAUCAUUCAAUCUAGUCAAAAAGAUCGCGAACGCUACAUGAUGAAAUUUAUCAAAGUGAUGAAACAUCUUCGCGAAAUGUGCAAUUUCAACUCGUAUUUGGCGAUUCUUAGCGCAAUUAUGUCAACUCCUCUUGCCAGACUUGAAUGGGAUAAGAAAAUCAAAGAUGCUCUCAAGGUACCCUUUUCAAAUGUUCAUACUUAUCUAAUUUUUAUUUAAAAACAUUUUCCAGGACCACACCGGAAUAAUGGACACUGCUCAAUCUUAUAAAAAUUAUCGAGCAUUAUUGCAAACCGCCAAACCUCCAUGUGUACCUUAUAUGUUAGUUUUUUCGACAUUUCAAUAGGAAAUUAGCAGGCUUUUGAUAACAUUUGUCUGUCAUUAUUCAAAAAAAACCAAAUAUUUCAUGGAUUUGCUAACCUCGUCCCCUACUUAUUUUCUAAGUUUUGAGAGGUUUGAAAUUGUCAAGAAGGGAGGAUAAUUAAAUUUUCUUCAUGAAAAAUGCAAAUUUAAUAACUCCUUCAAAAGAAAAAGGAAGGAAGAACACUCUUCCUAAUGAACUUUUUUGAAUGGCGGAUAAAUAUAGAUUUUUCAAAAGUGGCUGGAAUUUUGUUGAAAGAAAAAACAUUCUCUGAACUUAAGUGUUCUAGAAUCCCCAAUUUAAUUUAAGAAAAAAAUCAAUAAUAUUUUUUUCAGUGGAAUAAUUCUGCAAGACUUGACAUUUGUCCAUGCUGGAAAUCCGGAUACAAUUCCAGCCGAUCGUUGUAACAACAAGAAAAAUAUUUUAAAUUAUUUGAAGCGUUGGAAUCAAUUUGCAAUUUUGGACAGUAUUCGUAAACUUAAAAAAUGGUAUAUUUUUUUCUAAUUCCAAAAAUAUCUUCUUAUUAUCAAAAUAAAAUUGAUAAAUUAUUAUUGCAGGAAUUACGAUAUCAAGCGAAAUGACAUAAUUAUCCAGUUUUUCAACGGUUUCCAAAAUCGUAUCGAUGAGGAAAAAACAUGGGAAUUGUCACAUUUAAUCAAGCCAUCCAACCGUAAAUCCAAAGCUUGA
Caenorhabditis angaria is the source of this 5946-nucleotide messenger RNA. NCBI's taxonomy places the organism in Eukaryota, Metazoa, Nematoda, Chromadorea, Rhabditida, Rhabditidae. The record is from the annotation of a GenBank genome assembly.